AUGCUAGGAAAUAUCCGCGCUACAGAAGCAGACGAUGAAACGGUUGAAGUGUCACUCAAGCUGGACUUUUUUCAAAACUCUGAAUCCAAAACCCCUUCGCAGGCGCGCACGCAGAACGGAUCCGAACACUCACAAAAGUCCCUAUCAAUUGCCUCGGAACCACAAACAAACGAGGCGCAGAAAGAGGCCACACGCGACUCAGCUGCACAACCGGAGAUGUUUUUGACGAGCGAAGGUGACGCAAGCUUGGCUCAAGAACAGCAAGACAAGGAACCUGAGGAUACUGCACAUGGGAGACUUUUGCAUAAAGGACUUGUACAUACUCCUAAAAGGUUUCCUACACGAAACAAGUUGCCUAUUUCACGGCAAGAAUCCACUGCACAGUUCCAACCAAUGAAGCUAUGCGCCCAAACCACAGCAGCUAUCCACGACAAUGCAUGA
Messenger RNA from Gamsiella multidivaricata, 441 nucleotides. RefSeq lists its product as uncharacterized. The transcript has 5 exons. Lineage: Eukaryota; Fungi; Mortierellomycota; Mortierellomycetes; Mortierellales; Mortierellaceae. Bases 1 to 441 code for a protein of 146 amino acids. The record is from RefSeq and is a predicted model, not a curated record.